Molecule: messenger RNA, 2781 nt
Organism: Aphanomyces invadans
Lineage: Eukaryota; Oomycota; Saprolegniomycetes; Saprolegniales; Verrucalvaceae
Product: leucine-tRNA ligase
Exons: 11
Coding region: 29-2689 (886 amino acids)
Biological process (GO): mitochondrial translation; leucyl-tRNA aminoacylation
Cellular component (GO): mitochondrion
Molecular function (GO): leucine-tRNA ligase activity; aminoacyl-tRNA deacylase activity; ATP binding
Source: RefSeq, a predicted model, not a curated record
UCCGACUUGAGCACGACUUCGAGCAACGAUGAUGUUGCUGCGGCGUGCACAGCGUACUUCGGUGGCUGGCCUGGGCCGCCGCACGUUCUCGGCACCGACACCAAAGCCAGCUCGUCUGUCGCAAGAAGUAGACAAGCAAUGGCAAGCCAUUUGGGACGCCAAGCAGGCCACACCACACGCAACUGACAAGCCCAAAUUCUACUGCUUGUCGAUGUUUCCAUACCCUUCUGGGCAACUACAUAUCGGACACGUCCGCGUGUAUACGAUCAGCGACUGCAUAUCUCGGUUCAAGCGCAUGCAAGGCUACGAUGUGUUGCACCCCAUGGGAUGGGACGCGUUUGGUUUGCCAGCAGAAAAUGCUGCUAUCGAGCGUGGCAUUUCUCCAGCUGACUGGACGUUAUCCAACAUUGCUCAAGCCAAGGCUCAAAUGCAAGCGCUCGGUAUCCGCUUUGACUGGAGCCAGGAAGUGACGACGUGCCAGCCGGACUACUACAAGUGGACACAAUGGCUCUUUCUCCAGUUUCUCGACAAAGGGCUUGCGUACCGAAAAGAGGCGUUAGUAAACUGGGACCCCAUCGACCAGACCGUCUUGGCUAACGAACAGGUGGACGCACAAGGCCGUUCGUGGCGUUCGGGUGCCGUGGUCGAGCAGCGCUCCCUUAGCCAGUGGUUCCUUGGCAUCACAACGUACGCCGACGCGUUGCUGGACGACAUCGACUCGUUGAAAGCGUGGCCAGAAGCUGUCAAGCGCAUGCAAAGCGCAUGGAUCGGUCGGUCUGUUGGCACCCAAGUCCAGUUCAAGACUGACGUGCUCGAUGUCCCGCUGACUGUGUUUACGACCCGAGUGGAAACUCUCUUCGGGGUCUCGUACAUUGCGCUCGCCCCCGAGCACGAAUCCAUACCCAACAUUCUCGAUCACGUUCCCGCCGCUCAACGCGCUGCUGUAGAAGCGUACGUGGCCCACGUCAAGGCUUUGACCAAGGAUGAGCGAAACAACGGCAGCACGACUGCCGGCGUGCCUCUCGGUCUCUCAGCCGUCCAUCCCUUGACUGGACAAGCCGUGCCUCUCUACUUGGCCGAGUACGUCCUCCCUGGUGUGGGGACAGGGGCUGUCAUGGGUGUUCCAGCCCACGACGACCGCGACGCAGUGUUUGCAUCCCAUCACAACCUUCCCAUUUCCGUCGUCCUGGCCGACGACGACACCCUUGUCGCGAGUGGAGAGUACUCUGGGCUGACGGCAUCGAUUGCCAACGACAAACUGACGGCGCAUUUGGCUUCGACAAACCAAGGGCGCCGCCACGUGCAGUUCCGUCUGCGCGACUGGCUUGUGUCCCGCCAGCGAUAUUGGGGCACCCCAGUUCCAGUCAUCCAUUGUCCGUCCUGCGGCCCCGUGGGGGUGCCACUCCAGGAUUUGCCGGUGGAAUUGCCAAGUUUGCUUGAUCCUUCCAUGGACCUCAAGGGCUCUGGUGGUUCCCCUCUCGCUCGUAUGGCGCACUGGAAAAAUUGCUCGUGUCCUUCGUGCGGCGGUCCGGCCGAGCGCGACACCGACACGCUUGACACGUUCGUCGACAGCUCGUGGUACUAUCUUCGAUAUGGCGACGCGACCAACAAGGCGGCCCCAUUCACGCCGACGAACGUGACGAAAUGGAUGUCGAACGGCGGCGUUGACAUGUACAUUGGCGGCAUCGAACAUGCAAUCUUGCACUUGCUCUACUCUCGGUUUGUGACCAAAUUCUUGGCCGAUCACCACGGCGUGCCGACGUCCGAGCCAUUCAAGCAGCUCCUGGCCCAAGGAAUGGUCCUGGGUCGCACGUACAAGAGUCCGUCGACACUGCGGUUCCUCAAGCCUGACGAGAUCGUGGUCGACAAGACGGACGGGAGUGUCCGCGAGGCCUCCACGAACGACGUGGUCGUGACGGCCUGGGAAAAGAUGUCCAAGUCCAAGUACAAUGGGGUGGACCCUCAAGACAUUUGCAAGCAGUACGGCGCAGACGUGGCGCGGCUAUUGGUGCUGUUCAAGGCGCCACCAUCGCAUGAGCUCGAGUGGGACGAAGCGGAUUUGUUGGGCCAGUCGCGAUGGCUCAUGCGCAUUUGGGGCCUCGUCCUUGACCACAACCAGGCGACUGUCGCUGGUGGAGAGGCUCCCUCAAACACUUUAGACAACGACCAAGUGGCAGCGCUCCGUGUUGCCCUCCACACAACCAUCAAGAAGGUCACGGAAGCGUUGCAUGAGACGCAGUCGUUCAAUGUCGCGAUCGCGGAACUCAUGAAGCUGUCGAACCGUCUCGGCAGCUUGACACAUCUCCAAGGUUCACAAGAUUUUGCCAAUGCCCUCGAAGCACUCGUCAUCAUGCUUGCCCCACUCGCCCCGCACAACGCGUCAGAGCUGUACGCGACGCUUUGCCACGUCGACCCGUCGGUGACAUCACCGGAUGUGCAUGACCAGCCGUGGCCCACGCACGAUGAGGCGGUUCUUGCGUCUGCCCAAGUUCAAGUCGUAGUGCAAGUACGAGGCAAGACAAGGGAGACUCUGCUCGUGCCCGCAGAUGCAGAUGCUGCCACGCUGGAGGCGCUCGCGCUUCAGCAACCCAACGUUGCCAAGCACAUGGACGGCAAACCGAUCCGCAAGGUGAUCUUUGUACCGUCCAAGAAACCUGGCCAGCACUCGCUCCUAAACUUUGUCAUCUAAGCGACAGGACAUCGCGGUAGAACCAUCGAUGAGUUGUCUUCGAAUGUCUUCAUGCGACGGGCUCACGAAGCAUGUCGGGAAGUUAGACGUAC